Molecule: messenger RNA, 1814 nt
Organism: Astyanax mexicanus (Mexican tetra)
Lineage: Eukaryota; Metazoa; Chordata; Actinopteri; Characiformes; Acestrorhamphidae
Product: rho GTPase-activating protein 8
Exons: 14
Coding region: 158-1429 (423 amino acids)
Biological process (GO): negative regulation of endocytic recycling; small GTPase-mediated signal transduction
Cellular component (GO): cytoplasm
Molecular function (GO): GTPase activator activity
Source: RefSeq, a predicted model, not a curated record
CCGGUAGGAAGUUUGGAGCAGUCAGUCGUAGCACCUGGUAACGACAUGAAGGGAGGAGCUGCUGUCCUCACACACACAACAGCCCGGAGACUGACUAUAGAAUUUACUGACUGACUUGAGUCCAACUGUGAAAUCACCCCCCCAUUUCUUUUCCAUCAUGAUCUCAACAAGUGAUUUGGAGCAGUUGGCAGAAAUAGAGCUGCAGAAAGAUGAAGAGGAGCAGGGGAAUUCUCCAGCGUACCCUGUAGCGCCAUCCAGUGGCAAUGCCUGUGAAGACAAGAGCCAUCCCUACUACGAUGUUGCCAGACAUGGCAUCCUCCAAGUUACAGGUGAUGAUAAAUAUGGCAGAAAGCUGAUUAUUUUCAGCAGCUGCUGCAUGCCUCCAUCACAUCAGCUCAAUCACCACAGACUGCUGGAGUAUCUCAAGUACACUUUGGACCAGUAUGUGGAAAGUGAUUACACAGUGGUCUACUUCCACUACGGCCUGCGCAGCAUCAACAAGCCCUCUCUACGCUGGCUCCGAGACGCCUACAGGGAGUUCGACAGAAAAUAUAAGAAGAAUCUCAAAACCCUCUACGUGGUCCAUCCAACAAACUUUAUUAAAGUCAUAUGGAACAUAUUCAAACCUGUAAUAAGCCACAAGUUUGGCAAGAAGUUAACGUACGUGAACUAUCUGGCAGAGCUGAGGGAGCACCUCAACUACGAUCAGCUCAUCAUCCCACCAGCAGUACUGAGGCAUGACGAAGAGCUCCGGGCUGCUCAGAAAGGAGGACCGCCCCCUCCAGCGAAGGUCCCGCCCCCAAGACCCCCUCUGCCCACACAGCAGUUUGGAGUGAGCUUACAGUACAUUCGAGAGAAAAACAACAACACAUUGAUACCCCCAGUAAUGUUUCAGACUGUGUCAUACCUCAAACUCAAAGGCUUGAAAACAGAAGGAAUCUUUCGAAGGUCAGCCAGAGUGCAGCUUAUCAAGGACAUCCAGAAACUCUAUAACCAGGGGAAGCCGGUUAUCUUUGACCAGUACUCUGAUGUGCACGUUCCUGCUGUGAUCUUGAAGACGUUUCUACGGGAGCUACCAGAGCCAGUGCUCACCUUCACUGUAUACAACCAGAUUCAAGAACUUACAAAGGUGGAGAGCAGCCUGAGGGUUUCCCGGUGCAAGAGGAUUAUGGAGUCCCUCCCAGAGCACAACUUCAUCGUUGUCAAGUAUCUCGUCUGCUUCCUGCAUAUGGUCUCACAGGAGAGCAUCAGUAAUAAGAUGAGUUCCUCUAAUCUGGCGUGUGUGUUCGGGGUGAACCUGGCCUGGCCUCCUCAGGGAACCGUGUCCCUCAGCGCUAUCUCUCCCCUCAAUAUGUUCACCGAGCUGCUCAUUGAGCACUAUCACACUAUCUUCAGCUCACGCUGCCCACCACAACAGGUACUCCCCUGAGCGGACUCUCAUCAGGCUCUGCUAGACCACCAGUACAACCCACAGUCUUGCCGAAUUGUUUUUGCUGUUAUUGUUAUUGAUUGGGUCUCCAAUAUGAAGUAUUGAUUCUGGAGGGCCUGACUGGGCGAGGGAUCAAGAGUCUCAGCAGGCCAGAACACUAACCAAUUGCAUUUGCAAGUAUUUUGUAUACUGUGUAUGUCUGAAAACUACAUUUGUAACAUACUGAAACACAUUUUUAUUCUGUAAAGUCUUUUAAUAUUGUGAAUAUUUUAAUUGCUUAGGACUUACUGUUCGCUUUUCUUUUAUACGACACUAACCAAGGAUUUGAUUGCGCCACGUUUAUUGUGAAAUAACAUUAAAAUGCAUUUACUGCACAGUAAUGCUA